Molecule: messenger RNA, 3405 nt
Organism: Coturnix japonica (Japanese quail)
Lineage: Eukaryota; Metazoa; Chordata; Aves; Galliformes; Phasianidae
Gene: ITGB7
Product: integrin subunit beta 7
Biological process (GO): cell adhesion mediated by integrin; leukocyte migration; cell-cell adhesion
Cellular component (GO): cell surface; focal adhesion; integrin complex
Molecular function (GO): integrin binding
Source: RefSeq, a predicted model, not a curated record
AACCACCUAGACACCCCGUGUCCCCCCCCCGCCCCGUACUUCCCUAUUCGGCCCCGCCCCGCCCGGGGUGCCCCAUAACCGCCUCCUCCAUCGGGCAGCGCUGGGCGAUGGGCCGGGGGGGGCUCCUGCUGCUGCUCCUGCUGCUGAUGAUGAUGAUGAUGCGGGCGGCUCCGAGGGGGGCAGAAGGGUCGUGCCGCCCGCAGGCGUCCUGCGAGGAGUGCAUCAGCUCCCACCCGCGGUGCGCGUGGUGCGAGGAGCCGGAAUUCCCAGGGGGGGCACAGAUGGAGACGUCGCGCUGUGCCCCACGGGAAGCCCUGGAGCGCGCCGGGUGCCCCCCCGGAGCCAUCGUGGAUCCCCAUGGGAGUCUGCGGGUCCUGAGGGACACAGAGAGGGGGGACGGCGGGGGGCAGCUGAGGCCCCAUAGUGUGGAGAUGGAGCUGAGGGCUGGUGAGGAGCUGAGCUUUGCUGUGCGGUUCCGGCGGGCGCGGGCGGUACCGGUGGACCUUUACUUCCUGCUGGACCUGUCCUACUCCAUGCGCGAUGACCUGCAGCUGCUGCAGCGCCUGGGCACCGAGCUGCUGCACGCCCUGCACAACGCGUCCAGCGCCGCGCGCAUCGGCUUCGGCUCCUUCGUGGACAAACCCCUGCUGCCCUUCUCAGCCGUGACCCCCCAGCGCAGCCCCUGUCCCGCUGCGGAGCCCUGCGCCCCCCCCGCUGCUUUCCGCCACCUGCUGCCCCUCACCAACGACAGCGCCGAGUUCCAGCGCCGCGUGCGCAGCCAGCGCGUCUCAGCCAACAUGGAUGCGCCCGAGGGCGGCUUCGAUGCCAUUGUGCAGGUGGCGGUGUGCCAGGAGCACAUCGGGUGGCGCCCCGUGAGGCGGCUGCUUCUCUUUGCGUCAGACGACACGUUCCACACUGCGGGGGACGGGCGCCUGGGGGGCAUCGCGCGACCCUGUGACGGCCGCUGCCACCUGGACGUGCACGGCGAGUACAGCAGCAGCCACCUCUAUGAUUACCCGUCAGUGGGACACCUGGCCCAGGUGCUGUCGGCCGCCGACAUUCUGCCCAUCUUCGCCGUCACUGCGCCCGUGGUGCCUGUGUACAGGGAGUUGAGCCGCCUCAUCCCUGGAGCUGUAGUGGGGGAACUGCGGGAGGACUCCAGCAACGUGGUGCAGCUCAUCACUGACGCCUACGAGAGCCUGACCUCCACGGUGGAACUGCGGCACUCAGCGCUGCCCCCCGGGCUCAGCCUCAGCAUCCAGCCCCACUGCGGCGACCCCCACGGCCCCCCACAGCCCCACAGCGCCCGCUGCACCGGAGUGGGCAUCAAUCAGGAGGUAACCUUCACAGUGCGGGUGAGGGCAGACAAGUGCCUGGGCCCCCCCCAGCGCGUGGGGCUGCGGGUGGUGGGGGUCCCCGAGGAGCUGACCCUGCUGCUGAACGCCCCCUGCUCCUGUCCCUGCGCCCAGCGGCGGGAGGGGGCCGCCCUCUGCAGGGGAGGGGACCUGGAGUGUGGCGUCUGCAGGUGCCCCAACGGCCGCCGUGGUCGCCGCUGUGAGUGCGAAGGGCCGGAGGAGGCGGGGGGGGGCUGCCGGCCCCAGAACAGCACGGCCCCCCCCUGCAGCGGGAGGGGGCGCUGCGUCUGUGGCUCCUGUCUGUGCCCCCCCGGGCUGAGCGGCCGCUACUGCCAGUGCGAGGAGGGGGCGUGCGAGCGGCACGACGGGCUGCCGUGCGGAGGAGAGCAGCGGGGUCAGUGCGUGUGCGGGCGCUGCCGGUGCCGGCCCGGGUUCGGCGGCCGCGGCUGCGGGUGUCCCAUGGCGCGGGACGGCUGCGUGCGGGACGGCACCGAGUGCAGCGGGAACGGACGGUGCGAGUGCGGGCGCUGCCGCUGCCAGAGCGGGUUCGUCGGGGCGUUGUGCGAGCGAUGCCCGAACUGCGCCGGGCGGUGCGAGAGGAUGCGAGACUGCGCGGACUGCGCCGCGUUCGGGCGGGGGAACUGCAGCCAGGCGUGUAACGGGACGGCGCUGCGGGUGCUGCCCCCGCCCGCGCCCCACGGAGCCGCGCUGUGCCGGGAGCUGAGCCCCGACGGCCGCGUCCUCGUGUUCAUGGUGGGGAGCGGGGACGGCGGUGAGGACGAGGAGGGGGCGGACACCGUCAUCACCGUGUGGGCUGAGGAGGCUCCAUUGCGGCAGUCCUCGCUGCUGGUGGCGGUGGUGGCGGCGGCGGCGGCCGCGGGGCUGCUGCUGGUGGCCGCGUGGGGCCGCGUCUCCGUGGAACUCCACGACCGCCGCGAGUUCCGGCGCUUCGAACGGGAGCGGCUCCGCGCCACGUGGGAUCAGGACAACCCUUUGUUCAGGAGCGCGACCACCACCACCGUCAACCCCAACUACCUCGGGGCUGACAGUGCAGCCGGGAGCCUGCAGUGAAUCCACAACGUCCCCACGGUGCUGGGGGAGGUGGGGGGGGGUGCACACCAGUGGAGACCCCCCCCAAACCGAGAAGCAGAGCCAAGGGUAGAAAAGGAGAAUGACAUUUAUUUAAAUACCCUAACGAACACCACCAAGGACCGACACCACUACUGGUAAAAAGAGACGAUUUUAUGACAUCUUAUAAAAACUACAGCUUAAAAGUGACGCCCCCCCCCUCACCUCCCAGCCCCAACUCCCCACCCCAAGUCCUUCCCCUUUCCCCAUAGCAAAAUAAGUAUAUUAAAAACAAAACAAAUCCCCCAAAACAAAACAAAAAUAACAGAAAAGUGAAGCUGUGGGGCUUUCCAGGCAGCGUGGAGGGGGGGGGUGUCGGUGUGGGCAGGGGGCUUCACUCCCCUUUCGUGUCUCCCCCGCAGUUCAUGAAGCCCCCGAGGGGCCUGGGGUGACCCUGCCCCACAUCGACCGACUCUAUGGCUGCACCAGGGGGGUUCCCGUGUCCCCAGAGGGCCCCCCCAGCCCCCAGCAGUGCCAGGGUACGAUAACAGGGUCACCGCAGUGGACACUAGUGGGGCUGUGGGCCCCUUCCCACCCCCACCCGUGGGAACGCGGCUCCUCCUGCUGUGAGGUUUCAGUUUGGGGUGAAGUUUCCGCUGCCCCCCCCCGGCCCCCCCUGGCCAUUUCCAGCAGUUCCGUUUGCUUUUAGGGGCAGGUGGGAGACAAACAGGGAGUGGGGAGGGGCUACAGUGACAUUGCUGGACUCCUUCACAGAGGGGUGGACUCUGUAAGUUCUCAGCUGUAGGGCUGCCAGGCUCUCCCUGGCCCCACUGCGAUGGUUUUUGGGCCCCCAGUCAGGAUGGGUUUGGGGCUCCCAUCCCCCCAGAGGCAGAGGUGACCGUGGUGAAAUGGCGCAGAAAAGGGCAAAAAGAACAACUGCAACGAGAAGGAAAAGCACCACAGCCCCAAGAGCCUGGGGAGG